Lagenorhynchus albirostris (white-beaked dolphin) is the source of this 1059-nucleotide messenger RNA. RefSeq names its product superoxide dismutase 2 (gene SOD2). Lineage: Eukaryota; Metazoa; Chordata; Mammalia; Artiodactyla; Delphinidae. Gene Ontology annotation, cellular component: mitochondrion. Gene Ontology annotation, molecular function: superoxide dismutase activity; metal ion binding. The record is from RefSeq and is a predicted model, not a curated record. The transcript is spliced from 6 exons. Gene Ontology annotation, biological process: superoxide metabolic process. The coding region runs from base 135 to 803 and encodes 222 amino acids.
CGAGGCGGGCGCAGGGGGCGGGGCCGCGGGGGGCGGCGGUGUACUUGCUGCGCAGCUCGCAGCUGAAGCCCGUCCUCGGCUGUCAGCGCGGCUCUGCGGUUCAAGCUCCAAGAGGCCUGCGGGCUGCGUCCACCAUGUUGUGCCGGGCGGCGUGCAGCGCAAGCAGGAAGCUGGUGCCGGGCCUGGGGGCUCUGGGCUCCCGGCGGAAGCAUAGCCUCCCCGACCUGCCGUACGACUAUGGCGCCCUGGAGCCCCACAUCAACGCGCAGAUCAUGCAGCUGCAUCACAGCAAGCACCACGCGGCCUACGUGAACAACCUGAACAUCGCCGAGGAGAAAUAUCGGGAGGCGCUGGAGAAGGGCGAUGUUACAGCUCAGGUAGCUCUACAGCCUGCAAUAAAGUUCAACGGCGGAGGCCACAUCAAUCAUAGCAUUUUCUGGACAAAUCUGAGCCCUAACGGUGGUGGAGAACCCAAAGGGGAGUUGCUGGAAGCCAUCAAACAUGACUUUGGUUCCUUCAAGAACUUUAAGGAGAAGUUGACCGCCGUAUCUGUUGGUGUCCAAGGCUCAGGCUGGGGCUGGCUCGGUUUCAGUAAGGAACAGGGACGCUUACAGAUUGCUGCUUGUUCUAACCAGGAUCCCCUGCAAGGGACAACAGGUCUUAUUCCACUGCUGGGAAUUGAUGUGUGGGAGCAUGCUUAUUACCUUCAGUAUAAAAAUGUCAGGCCUGACUAUCUGAAAGCCAUUUGGAAUGUAAUCAGCUGGGAGAAUGUAGCUGCGAGAUACAUGGCCUGCAAAAAGUGAAACGUCAGCCUUACCCUGAGCGCAUCAGGCUCUUUAUGACUAUGUUUGUAGUAGUGCAGAGAACCACGCAUACCAUCACACCCUAAUGAUCCCAGCAAGCUAAUGCCCUCUGUUCUAAGGUACGCAUGGUACAUACUAAAAAUCCUGUAAGGUCCUGGAGCGUUUUCACUUAAUUAUUCAUUAAAGAAGCAUUUAUUUUCAUAUUGUAAGUGUGAAGCUUUUUGAUUAUUAAUAAAAGAAUCUGUUAACCAUCAAA